Messenger RNA from Gadus macrocephalus (Pacific cod), 1692 nucleotides. RefSeq names its product thrombospondin type-1 domain-containing protein 7A-like. Lineage: Eukaryota; Metazoa; Chordata; Actinopteri; Gadiformes; Gadidae. Gene Ontology annotation, biological process: cell adhesion; actin cytoskeleton organization. Bases 24 to 710 code for a protein of 228 amino acids. Gene Ontology annotation, cellular component: plasma membrane; extracellular matrix. The transcript is spliced from 5 exons. The record is from RefSeq and is a predicted model, not a curated record.
UCAUUGUGCUAAGCUAACGUGCUAUGCUAACUUCUGGAGUUUCCCCACUGCCACCAGCCUCCCCCCCGGUGCAGAACCAGCUCUGCCAGGGUCCCGUCCCCAGCCGCUCCCAGCUGUGCCACCUCCCCUGCCCCACCGAGUGCCAGGUGUCCCCCUGGGGGGCCUGGGGGCCCUGCACCUUCGAGAACUGUGACGACCAGGCGGGGAAAAAAGGCUUCAAGAUACGGAGGAGACGGGUCAGCAACGCGCCCACUGGGGGCCCGGGGAGCUGCCCCCACCUCCUGGAGGCGGUCCCCUGUGAAGACCCCCGCUGUCACGACUGGCGCCUGGUCAGCCUGGACCGCUGUCGCCCUGACGACGGCAAGCCCUGCGGCCCGGGGGCGCAGACCCCGCAGAUCCAGUGUGUGAACAGUAGCGGUGGGGAGGUGGACAAGAGCCUGUGCUCGUCCAGCCUGCCCCCGGAGCAGGUGCCCUGCCUGGUGCCCUGCUCCAGGGACUGUGUGCUGAGCGACUGGACCCCCUGGUCCAGCUGCUCCCAGACCUGCUCCAGUAAGACCAUCGAGGGGAAGCAGAUGAGGACGCGCUCCAUCCUGGCCUACAACGCCGGGGAGGUCGCCUCUAUGGUAGUGGCUUGGAUCUCAGUAAUGGAGGGUCGUUCGCGGCUGUCAAAACUUCCAACGAUUUCCGGUAAAAGUGUUUUUUUUUUGUAAAACUACGACUGUAGAGUAGCAAUUUCUUAUUUGUAGGCUUUUUUUUAUCUAAUAUCGCAUCUGAGGAAGUUAAGAGAAAAGUUAGAUCAGGCUAUGAAAGAAUGUCCGUCAUGAAAAAUACAUUUGGGGGGUUUAUGUUGUGAUGGGAUCUAGCUGUGUAUGUGUGCCACGAUGGCAGACAGAUUUGAUAUGCGGACAAGCAGUGAAUUCCUCUGAUACAGUCUGAGUGUUGACACUCUGAAAGAGUCAGCAAAUUGCACCGUUAAUAUAAUAUGAACAUAUUGUACAAGAUGUGUAUUGCAUUUAUAAAUAAAAUCGUAUCUAUAUAAGAAACAAAUUGAAAAUUCCCUUCUCAUAUGAAACGAACAUCCAAGAUGGUGAGACCAGACCGUGGCACCAGCAAAGGAAACAUUCUAAUGGCCAUCCUAGUGCUAUCUAGCUUUAAAACCUAGCAUCACGGCAGUAAGCUAAAGGAACAGCCCAAUAACACACUGGUGCUUGCUAGCUUUGAAACCUAGCAUCACAGCAGUUAGCGAACGGAACAGCUCAUUAUCACACUUGUGCUAGGUAGCUUUAAAACCUAGCAUCACGGCAGUAAGCAAAAGGAACAGCCCAUUAACCCACUUGUGCUAGCUAGCUUUAAAAGCUAGCAUCAUAACAGUUAUCUAAUAGAACAGCCUGUGAUCAUGCUAGUGCUACCUAGCUUUGGAACUAGCACCCUAAUGCGUUUUUAGUGAGCCCAGUUAGCAUUAACCAACCAGCGGGAGGAAAGCUGAUUCCCGAUUAAGGUGAGAUUUGUUGCUCUUCCACCACAUCCUGUUCUGUUGAUCAUUGUCUCUCAUUACACAGACGGCUUUCAAUUAAUGGAGGAGAAAAAAAAAAACCACGGCAACGAGAAUUCUGCACAGCCCAUAAUGUCACUCAAACACAUAUUUAAAUGAAGCCAUUAAGCACGGUCAAUUACUUCUGACACAAGGGGUGG